AUGCUUUUCUCCUUUUUCUUCUCUAUCGCCCUUGCCCUGGGCCUUUUGGUUCCUCCAAAGAUCAUCGAUUCAUUUUCCAACUCCAAUGCGUUGUCGGUGAAUAACGGAUUUGUCACUUUCCUUGAACCAGCCUUUUUGGUUCAAGACGAUGAUGUCUCCAUACUAUCUUUGGCACGCUACCAAGAUCCAUCCAGAUCAAUUCCCCAGCAGUUCACCAUCGCCUGCAAGAUCAAUGCAACGGCGGCUAAAUUGCAAACUUUGCACUUGCGGCCUUCUAUCUUGGACUCCGAUAAGGAUAUUUCAAACGAUGGGGAAUUUGUGAAAGAGGUGGCCCAAAAGUUUGUAAAGUUCUUGAAUACAAAGAUUGGAAAUUCAGCUGAGCUCCUACUGGAGAAUUUGAAGUGUGAAAGAAAUUCAAGAGAGCCAGAUAUACUUUUCUGUUUGGCCCGCUCUGGCCAGGUUAAAAGAGAAGAACCCGAGGUUUCUGCUCAAUUGUUGAACCAGGUUUUUCAAAAAGUCAAACUGGCUACAGAAAGAGUCAGCGAUAAUGUCGAUUUUCUUGCCGACGACCCCAAGGAGUUUUUCGUGAAUUUGGACGAAAAAUUCGAUGACAAAAUCUCGGAUCUUGCCGACAGGUGGGAAGAAGCAAGCGUGCAGCUCAACGAGGGUAUCAUAUUAAACAAUCUUGAGGAUGAUACCUUAGAAUCUGACUCUGACGAAGAGGAAGAAAAUAGUGGCUACAACGGUUUCCACGGGCUUCAAGUUGACACUUGA
Messenger RNA from Candidozyma duobushaemuli, 774 nucleotides. RefSeq lists its product as uncharacterized. Lineage: Eukaryota; Fungi; Ascomycota; Pichiomycetes; Serinales; Metschnikowiaceae. The transcript has a single exon. The coding region runs from base 1 to 774 and encodes 257 amino acids. The record is from RefSeq and is a predicted model, not a curated record.